AUGCUAUCUCAUGCCGACCUCCUGGAUGCUCGCCUCGGUGAGUUAUCAUCACCAAACUCCGGUCUUCAACUCUACUGGAUGAAGGAUGCCGCGGCGGAGCUCCUGGGCCACAGGGAGGCUCUGAAGUGCAGGCUCGGCGGAGGGGGACCCGACCCGGGCCACUCCGGCGAGCUCGGUCCGGGCUCGGACGGCGUGGAGGGCUCCACGAUGCUCCCCGGUGAAGAUAUCAGCGGCGGCGGCGGUGGAUCCAACACGGUGCAGGUGAACAGCAAAGAUCAGGAGAAGCAGCAGCAGCAGCAGAACAGCAGCAACUCGAGCCAGUCCGGAGGACAGCAGUCCCAGAAACAGAAGCGGCACCGGACCCGCUUCACCCCGGCGCAGCUCAACGAGCUGGAGAGGAGCUUCGCCAAAACGCACUACCCAGACAUCUUCAUGCGGGAGGAGCUGGCUCUGAGGAUCGGCCUGACGGAGUCCCGAGUGCAGGUCUGGUUCCAGAACCGACGCGCCAAGUGGAAGAAGCGCAAGAAGACCACCAACGUGUUCCGCUCUCCGGGCACUCUCCUGCCGACGCACCACGGCCUGCCCCAGUUCCAGUCCGCCGCAGCGGCGGCAGCGGCCAUGGGCGACAGCCUCUGCUCCUUCCACGCCAACGACACCCGCUGGGCCACCGCAGGGAUGCCUGGCGUGUCUCAGUUGCAGCUCCCACCUUCUCUGGGUCGCCAGCAGGCCAUGGCGCAGUCCCUGUCACAGUGCAGCCUCGGCGCCGGGCCGCCGCACAACUCCAUGGGUCUAUCCAACAUGUCGUCCAACGGCGGCGGGCUGCAGUCACACCUCUACCAGCCCUCGUUCCCCGGGAUGGCGUCCUUAUCCGGUCCGAACAACGUGCCCGGCUCGCCUCAGCUGUGUGGCCCGGACAGUGAGGUCUGGAGAGGGACAAGCAUCGCGUCGCUGCGCCGCAAAGCGCUGGAGCACACAGUAUCCAUGAGCUUCACCUAGUACGAAGAACUUUUCCUCUGCGUUCAGUUCUUAUUCAUCCAUCCACCGGGAAAAAUACAAGCAGGAUACUUGUUCACAUCACAAAGAGUAGAGCUGUGCACCUGGCAGUUUGAUUCUCUCCCCAAUCACAGACCAGAGGGAGAACUGAAGCUAUUUAUCAGGCCUCAUGGCCUCUAUCAAGCAUAGGGCUGGUUCUGUUUAAUGCUAUAAUUUAUUAUUUCGCAUGUAGCCUAUGACGACUAUUUAUUUGUCUAUUUAAAUUGAACUUAUUGGUUUGCUCAGUAUUUAUUUAUUUGGCACUGCCCUCGCCUGUUGUUGCGUGGGCUCCCGGUGACUGACUGGUUUUUGAAGACAAUUUCUGAGGAUACCUUGAAAUACUCAACUGUAGGUGACACAUUUCCCCUUUGUUUUUUUCUCCAAACCUGCUGCACAGCAUGCAACUGUGAAGGGCCAAAGGCGCGUGCACGGUGGACGUGCAGAAACACCGAGGAAGUUUAACAGCAUGAGCACAUGAACGAUUUCACCAGAGAGAAAGAAGAGAGGGAGGGAUGAGGUUGUGUUGGUUUGACAGGAAUCAGGACAACAUGGAAAAGGACUUGACUGCAUGUGCUGUCCAGGGCAAAAAUAAAUAAGUAAAUAAACAAAUACAAAACGAAGGGACAUACGACAAAUGACGACAUGAAAACUGACUCUAACUAUAAUCUGUUAUAUAGGAUGUUUUGUGUAGGGGAAGCACUCUCUUCCCAUUUGGUCAGUUUGUGAUAACUUAUGUUUCCAAGGGUUAUGUCUGUGCUUAUUAUCAAAUAUGACUUUCUUAAAUGUUUGAACCAUUUUUGU
This is a messenger RNA of Platichthys flesus (European flounder), 1833 nucleotides long. RefSeq names its product orthopedia homeobox a (gene otpa). The record is from RefSeq and is a predicted model, not a curated record. NCBI's taxonomy places the organism in Eukaryota, Metazoa, Chordata, Actinopteri, Pleuronectiformes, Pleuronectidae. The transcript is spliced from 3 exons. Gene Ontology annotation, molecular function: DNA-binding transcription factor activity, RNA polymerase II-specific; DNA binding. Bases 1 to 996 code for a protein of 331 amino acids. Gene Ontology annotation, biological process: neuron differentiation; regulation of DNA-templated transcription.